This is a messenger RNA of Bufo gargarizans (Asiatic toad), 3375 nucleotides long. It is a transcript of the gene RHAG, whose product is annotated as Rh associated glycoprotein. Gene Ontology annotation, cellular component: plasma membrane. The transcript is spliced from 10 exons. Gene Ontology annotation, molecular function: ammonium channel activity. Lineage: Eukaryota; Metazoa; Chordata; Amphibia; Anura; Bufonidae. Gene Ontology annotation, biological process: ammonium homeostasis; ammonium transmembrane transport. The coding region runs from base 73 to 1359 and encodes 428 amino acids. The record is from RefSeq and is a predicted model, not a curated record.
UACAGGCUGCACACUCUCCCUUUAUCAGUUUCUUGCAGGACUUGACUAGAACAUAGUUACGUUGCUGUCAUCAUGGCGUAUGACACUAAUAUGAGGUUUAAAUUUUCUAUAUUGGCCAUCGGACUCCAGAUCCUGCUCAUAGUCUUAUUUGGGAUAUUUGUGCGAUACGACACGCAGGGGCACACGACUUCUCAAAACGCCACUCGCAGUGAGUUUGUUGACUUGUAUCCGUUUUUUCAAGAUGUGCAUGUCAUGAUCUUCGUGGGUUUUGGGUUCUUAAUGACCUUUUUGAAAAGAUAUGGAUUCAGCAGCGUCGGCAUCAACCUACUUAUUGCAGCUUUUGGUCUUCAGUGGGGAACACUAAUGCAAGGACUGUGGCACUUACAUGGGGGGAAGAUUGAAAUUGGCAUCAAAAGUAUGAUAAAUGCAGACUUCAGCACCGCUACAGUGUUAAUUUCUUUCGGAGCUGUGUUAGGGAAGACGAGUCCACUGCAGAUGCUUAUUAUGGCCAUCUUUGAGAUAACCAUAUUUGCAUGUAAUGAACAUCUUGUGGCUUUCCUUGGGGCUACAGAUGUUGGCGCAUCUAUGGUCAUUCACGCAUUUGGAGCAUAUUUCGGAUUGGCUGCUUCGGCUGUUCUGUAUCGAUCUGGGCUGAAAAAUGGACAUGAACAUAAAGGCUCUGUUUAUCACUCAGAUUUAUUUGCAAUGAUUGGAACCCUCUUUCUGUGGAUGUUUUGGCCAAGCUUCAAUUCGGCCAUUGCUGAUCAUGGAGCAAACCAAGAGAUGGCCAUUAUUAACACUUACUUCUCGCUGGCGGCCUGUGUGCUUACUGCUUAUGCCUUCUCCAGCUUGCUAGAACACAAAGGAAAGUUUGACAUGGUUCAUAUCCAGAAUGCCACCCUGGCUGGAGGUGUCGCAGUAGGUACCUGUGCUGACAUGAAUAUUGGACCUUUUGGAGCAAUGACUAUUGGUUUUCUUGCUGGAAUAAUCUCUACUUUGGGAUUCAAGUUCUUAACUCCAAUUUUCGCUUCCAAGCUUCGGAUUCAAGACACAUGUGGUGUACACAACCUGCAUGGUUUACCAGGAAUUAUGGGUGGGAUCGCAGGUGUUGUAGCCACAGCCGUUGGGGCGAAACCCAACUAUUCUCCCGUUAUUCAAGGAGCUGCUUUGGCUGCCACCUUUGCUGUCGCUGUUGUUGGAGGUGUCAUUACAGGCUUCAUAUUAAAGUUGCCAUUCUUGGGGCAACCACCUGAUCAGAACUGCUAUGAUGAUACCAUAUACUGGGAGGUUCCCCUUGAGGAGGAAGAACCUGAAAACCAUUAUCAGGGAGAACAUGGCAAAAUCAGAGUUGAUGCAUAAUGUCACCACAGUAUCUCUUCUGGAGAAAAAAGAAAACCAUAGGCUUUAUACAAAAUAGAUAGGUCUGGAAGUCAUCCAAUAAGCUUGUUAUAUGUUAGUUAUGACCCUGAAUUCGGCAGUUACUAAAGGUACCAUACUUUAUGCUAGUUUAUAAUAGAUACCAUUGACCUCUGAAGUAUCACAGAUGCUUCCUUCUUUAAUUAUAAAACAUUGUCUGGAGCAAACUGGGGCUAAUCUAUUGUGUAUAAAGCCAUGACGUGAGUCCCCAUCAAAGCAUUAUGUCUUUUUUAGAUUUAACAUUACUUGCUGAUUACUUUUAUAUAUUUUUUUAUUUUUUUAAUUUUUUUGUGGUCAGAGAUCAGUUGUUAUUAUAGAGUCCAAAACUCCUUGCCAAAACAGUGAAUAAAUAACCCAAAAAAAUCAUAAUUACCUACAGCUACCAUUAGGGGGAGCUUAAGAGCUUAAUGCAUACUGUGUUAUUAUGAAGUCCAAUGUAUAAACUGUAAACAGUAAGCUUCUAAGCUCCCUCUAGUGGCAGCCAGAAUAUUUUAAUGCUAGUUUUAUGCAAAGGAUUUGGAACCCUGACCGCUUUAACGAUAUAUUAAAAAAUAAAUCUGAAUUUUGCAUCUAUUUUGAUGAUGUUCAAAGGUGAAUAUUCACUUUCACUUUUUACUUUCUAUACUCCAUGCUCAUAACUGUACCUCAUUAUUACAUUUAUAAAUAGAAAGAGUAUGUUCCAGAAAAUUCCUAUGGUUUAAACAUAUUUAGCAUUUUACACGAUUAUACAGGGAAUUCUUAGCAAUUACGGUAUAUGAUGCAGUGUAGUGCACUGGUCAAUAUUAGUUACAGCAUUAAGAUAGCAGAUUUUAUUUUUAUGGGUAUUUUUCAUUCAGGCUUAUUUGUUAUUGAUAUUUUCUACAUAUAUUAUAAUGUAUAUUAUGAUAUAAUAGCACACUAUUGUUUGAUAUACCCUAGCCUAAUAUAGCCCCUUAGCCAAUGUUUUUAAGGUCUGAGGUUCAUAAAUAUCCCAAUAUUUCAGUCACAUGUGAUCAUUUGCCAAUGGUCGUUUCAGAUAUGGCUAACUAUUCCGGAAUUUUCAUAGCUGAUGGCAGAGACGGAAGUUUCUGAAACUACAGUAGAGGGGCAGCAGAAUGGAGAUUUUGUUUAGUGCACUGUUGUGAUAUCACAAUUUUGAGAAUGUAUAUAGGAGUGACUGUACACAGAGACACUGUAUUACACCAUUUUUGGAAACUACCACAGUCUACGUAAUCAAAAUGUGGUCACAUAGAGUUAGAAGAGUUGUUUGAGUGUUUAAAACUUAUGACAUGCUCAGGAUUGGGCACCAGUAUCUGAUCAGAUGGGUCAAUUUUCUGGCAUCCUUUACAAUCAGCAGUUUGAAGAGGUUUUGCUACUUGCAGGAGAGCCACAACCUUUCCGAGGUCAGUAAUGUCACAAGGCCUAGACCAGUGAUGGCUAACCUCUGGCACUCCAGCUGUGGUAAAACUACAACUCCCAAGAUGCACACUUGCUUGGCUGUUCUCAGAACUCCAUAUAAAUGAAUGGAAUAUGCUGGGAGUUGUAGUUUCACCACAGAUGGAGUGCCGGAGGUUAGCCAUCACUAACCUAGGUGCAGCUCAGUCCCAUUAAAGUGAAAGGGCAUGGGCUACAAUACCAAGCACGUCCACUAUCCAAUGGACGGCACUAAGAUUAGUAAGCUGUAAAGAGGCCACAACCUCUUCAAGCAGCUGGUCAAAAGAGGUUUUGGGAGUCAGACCCCCAACAAAGGGAUACUGCUGACCUAUCCUGACUAUUGGUCACCAGUAUUAAACACUUGGAAAACCCCUUUGAGCCUCAUGCACAUGGCAGAGACUUGUGCAUAUAGCAUUUAUGGAAGCACAUGGAGAGAAGUGCAGUAGAACUUUAUAGAAGUCUGUGGGCAUUAUAUCAUGACCCCAUCAAUUGAGAGGUUGUACAAAGCCAUAAUAUGUGUAUGAGGUCUUAAAAACCUCCAGCCUG